UUGAUGGAAAGUCGUGUAUGCUACAAUAUUAAAGUAAUAUUGUAAAUUCUGGAUCUGCUUGAAUUGAAAGCAGAUCAGAGGGGUUCAAGCAUCAGUUGCAUUACUUGAUCGACGACUAAAGAAAUGGCUGGAUUGUUCGACAAACAAGCAGAGGUAUACUUGAACGCAAGGCCAAGUUAUCCAGCCGGAUGGUAUUCCAUGCUCGCGGAUCAGACCCUCUGUCACUCUUUUGCUUGGGAUGUCGGCACUGGCAACGGCCAAGCUGCUAUUGCUGCUGCUGAACACUAUGGAAAAGUCAUUGGAACCGAUGUGAGUGAAGCUCAGCUGAGAUAUGCUACGCCACACCCUCGAGUGCAAUACAUACAAACCCCUUUAUCCCUGUCUGAAGAUGAGAUAGUCUCCUUAAUCGGUGGCGAAGAUUCAGUAGAUUUAGUCACUGUAGCUCAAGCAGUACACUGGUUUGAUCUCCCCAAAUUCUACUCAAUUGUGACUCGUGUACUUAGGAAACCAGGAGGCUUAUUCGCAGUCUGGGGAUACAAGGACAUUUUUGUGAGUCCUACAUUUGAUCCUGUAAUGAAGCGAUUUCGUGACACAGUACUUCCUUACUGGAACCAAAAUGUGAAAUACAUAUUUGAUGGCUACCAAAGUCUUCCAUUUCCUUUCCAAGAUGUUGGGUUGGGUUGUGAAGGGAAGCCAUUGCAACUUAAAAUCUCGCAAGAAAUCUCAUUUGAGGGGUUUAUUGGAGUGUUGAAAUCUUGGUCAGCAGUUACUACAGCCAAGGAAAAUGGGGUGGAUCUGUUAGCAGAGGAUAUGGUUAGAAAUUUUGAGAGUGCGUGGGGUGGCUCUGAUUUGGUUAGAUCAGUCACCUAUACGGCGUUUAUGCUUGCAGGAAAACCUCUAGAGUGAGGUUUGAUAUUGUAUUUGUACUAUUUCAUGUUGCGGAAGGGAUUGUUAACCGAGAAUUUGAUGGAUUAUUUUUAAUCUAUAAAUUUUAAUAAAUUAUAUAUGGUUAUGAUUU
Molecule: messenger RNA, 1018 nt
Organism: Daucus carota subsp. sativus
Lineage: Eukaryota; Viridiplantae; Streptophyta; Magnoliopsida; Apiales; Apiaceae
Exons: 2
Coding region: 124-906 (260 amino acids)
Molecular function (GO): S-adenosylmethionine-dependent methyltransferase activity
Source: RefSeq, a predicted model, not a curated record